This is a messenger RNA of Helobdella robusta, 411 nucleotides long. RefSeq lists its product as hypothetical. Gene Ontology annotation, molecular function: serine-type endopeptidase activity. Bases 1 to 411 code for a protein of 136 amino acids. The transcript has 4 exons. Gene Ontology annotation, cellular component: membrane. The record is from RefSeq and is a predicted model, not a curated record. Gene Ontology annotation, biological process: proteolysis. NCBI's taxonomy places the organism in Eukaryota, Metazoa, Annelida, Clitellata, Rhynchobdellida, Glossiphoniidae.
AUGUGUUCAGAUGGCUGGACGGAGGAACAUAGCACCGGCGUCUGUAGGCACAUGGGAUACAGUGGAAGCAACAAUACAAAAAUCAUAAGCAAGUUUGGAGUUGAAUACGCACUGCGGAUUACUGAUGAGGUGAAGUCUGGCGCAAGUCUUUUCAUGUCCAACUUCAAACCAACGUCUAACUGCACAAGUGGUCAGUACAUUGCAGUGAGUUGUGAUCAUGAAGCUUGCGGCAAGAGAGACGGUUCUUACGACUUGAAAGAUUCUUACAUAAAGAACGGAAAGAUAGCGAAGUUAUCAGGCUGGCCGUGGCACGCCCAAGUGUACGCCAUUGAUGAUGACAUAGAAGGACGUUGUGGUGGCAGCAUCGUCAGUGACCGGUGGAUUUUGACGGCUGCUCACUGCAUAAAGUAA